UGGAGGGCAGCAUGACACUAUCGAGAGUACAGCCUGCCGGAAUUCCAUUCGAAGAAGAAGAAGAGUUUUUGCUUGGACGCUACUACCGGUAGCAGGACUUGACUGUACUGUUGGGCGUUUUAAUCCAGUUGUUGAUGAUUCAAACAACGAUGUCUGAAGGGGAUAGUUUGAGAGGAUUGAUCACGGAGAGACUAACGGCUGCUGCUGAAGACAUAUUUCUGCUUUUUAAAAGCGCUAUCGUGGAGUACCAGGAGGAGCUCGAGCGUCAACAGAAACAGCUGGAUAUCUUCUUGAACCCUGAAGUCUACCUACACAGGAUAAAUGUGCCACAGGAGCUUGUGCGUGAAGAAGAGGAGGUUCUGUCUGACCUGGUGAAGAACUCCAGUCCAGACCAAGAGGAGGCAGAGCCUCCACGGAUUAAAGAGGAACCAGAGGAACCCUGCAGCAUUCAGGAGGGAGAGCAGCUUGAACUGAAGGAGGAGACUGACUCAUUCAUGUUGACUCCUGCUCAUGAGGAAAAAAAACACAGUGAACCAGAACUACAUGAACACCAGCUCCUUUCUGACAGUACUCAUGUUGCUGAGGAUCAAGAUCCUGCAGGAAGCAAGGACAAGGACUCAGAAUCAAGUAGAAAUUCAGAGCCAAACAUUCCUGACAAAAUCCACCAAAGCAGUCACAACACUGAUGUGUCAGAGAAUCAAUGUAAUCCUCUUCAAGAUCAGCCAUCUUUUAAAUGUGACGUUUGUGGUGAAAGUUUUAAGAAGAAUUCAGUAUUACAGACACAUCAGUGUGUCCACAGUGGUAAAGAAACACAUUCAUGCAAGAUUUGUGGGAAAAUGUUCAAGUGGAAGUGUUUAUUAAAAGCUCAUAUGAGACGUCACACAGGUGAGAGGCCAUAUUCUUGUACAGCUUGUGGUAAAGGAUUCCUCCAUUUAUCAAUCUUGAAACAGCACAACAUGAUACAUACAGGUGAGAAGCCUUUUACUUGUACAACAUGCGGCAAAUCUUUCACACAACAACAAAACUUGAAAGUCCACAUACGCACACACACAGGUGAGAAGCCUUACUCCUGCGGCACCUGUGGAAAAAGAUUCUCUCAUCAAAACAGACUGAGAGAUCACAACAAAACUCAUACAGAUGACUGGCCGUCCAUUUGCAAAAUGUGUGGCGACAGUUUUAGAAACAGUACUGACUUGAAAAAACAUGUAGAAAGGGUCCACUUAGGUAAGAGGCCUCACUCAUGCAGCACCUGUGGAAAAAGAUUCUAUUCAAAGGCAGAGUUAACAGUGCACAUGCGGAUUCAUUCAAAUGAGAAGCCGUACUCCUGUUGUGGAUGUGGGGUAUCAUUCACACAAAAACAAAAUUUGAUUAGGCACACAGAAUCGAAAAGAUGUUUGAUGAGGGCUACAGGAAAAUCUCCUGUUGUUUGACUGAAUGUGAAUGCAGUAGGGAUUGUUUGCUAGCCACAAUUUAAUAACAAGAGGAGAGAUGAGAAGAAUUGAUUUUCUUCUCCAAUUUAAGAGAGAAUCUUGAUUUUGACUGUAUUAAAUGCUCUGGUUUGUUUGGGUUGUACAUGUGUAGUCCAGUCUGUUUUGA
Cheilinus undulatus (humphead wrasse) is the source of this 1596-nucleotide messenger RNA. Its product is annotated as gastrula zinc finger protein XlCGF57.1-like. Gene Ontology annotation, cellular component: nucleus. Gene Ontology annotation, molecular function: DNA-binding transcription factor activity, RNA polymerase II-specific; RNA polymerase II cis-regulatory region sequence-specific DNA binding. Gene Ontology annotation, biological process: regulation of transcription by RNA polymerase II. The transcript is spliced from 2 exons. The record is from RefSeq and is a predicted model, not a curated record. Bases 135 to 1430 code for a protein of 431 amino acids. Lineage: Eukaryota; Metazoa; Chordata; Actinopteri; Labriformes; Labridae.